Molecule: messenger RNA, 3733 nt
Organism: Varanus komodoensis (Komodo dragon)
Lineage: Eukaryota; Metazoa; Chordata; Lepidosauria; Squamata; Varanidae
Gene: ACBD5
Product: acyl-CoA binding domain containing 5
Exons: 13
Coding region: 142-1608 (488 amino acids)
Biological process (GO): autophagy of peroxisome; fatty acid metabolic process
Cellular component (GO): peroxisome
Molecular function (GO): fatty-acyl-CoA binding
Source: RefSeq, a predicted model, not a curated record
GAGGCGGGGCAAGAAUGAGUUGGUAGCGGCUGUUGGAAGACAUUAACAGGAGAGUCUGAGCCUUGGGCAAAGGGGCCUCCUCGCGAAGCGGCGGCGACCGCGACCCUCUUCGGGCCCAGCUGAGGGAGGCGGAGGCGGGACAUGGCGGAGACGGAGGGCGGCGGCGGCGCCUCGGUGCAUGCGACGCGCUUUGAGGCGGCCGUGAAGGUGAUUCAGAGUCUGCCGAAAAACGGUUCAUUCCAGCCAACAAACGAAAUGAUGCUCAAGUUUUAUAGCUUCUAUAAGCAAGCCACUCAAGGACCUUGUAACAGUCCAAGACCUGGAUUUUGGGAUCCUAUUGGUAGAUAUAAAUGGGAUGCCUGGAGUGCAUUAGGGGAUAUGCCCAAAGAAGAUGCCAUGAUUGCCUAUGUUGAAGAAAUGAAAAAGAUUCUUGAAACAAUGCCAAUGACAGACAAGGUUGAAGAACUGCUUCAUGUAUUAGGCCCAUUCUAUGAAAUUGUAGAAGAUAAAAAACGCGGAGGAUCUGGUAUAAUAACAGACCCUGGAAAUGCCAUAACUUCUGUGCCAGCCCUGAAUGGCAAAUCCGAAAGCAGUGACAGUGGAGCAGAAUCUGAGGAAGAGCCACACCAGGAGGAAGAAAUGGAAUUGCAGCAGAUUGUAAAAGAAAGUGGAACUGUGGAACUCAGUUCAAACACUAAUAAAGAAUUGGACAAUGUUGUUGCCAAUGGAUGUUGUGAAGAUGUGUCUAAUAAUAUGCACAAUAGCAUACAGACUAAAUCUGCUCUGAAUGGGUUAAAUGUGGAUGAUGAGAUAAAGAAGAGAGACAAACCUCUUGAACUGCCCAUUGCAACUAAUUUAGGGUCUUCUUGCCAAGGUGUAACUGAAGAUACUACUGAGGAGGUUUAUGGAAUUCAGCACCUGACAAGUGAUUCAGAUAGUGAAAUAUACUGUGAUUCUAUGGAACAGUUUGGACAAGAAGAGAUGUUGGAAAUCAGUACAUCAACCAAAGAAUUUUCAAAACAUCCAUUCCAUUUUUCUGAAGUAGAUCAAAGUCGACUGCUAAAAACUUUGGAAAUCGAAAACUACAAGACAGAAGGUAUAAAGGAGGCUACAGUUGAAGGAAAAGGUGAAGUCAAGUGUGGUGGGGAAGAUGGCAAGGCAAGUGAUGGAGGACCUCACAAAGAAAAAAAAGGUGGUGAAAAGGUGGACUUCUAUGGAAUCAGAAGAGGGAGAGGACACAGAAUGCACCCUGUGGGUGAUGGUGCCCAGGGUGGACAGAUGGGCAGCGGAGGAGAUGGUGAACGAUGGGGUUCAGACAGAGGACCAAGGGGCAGCUUCAAUGAACAAAUCGCAGUAGUUCUUAUACGCUUACAAGAAGACAUGCAAAAUAUUCUUCAGAGGCUACACGCACUGGAGACACUGACAACUUCACAGGCAAGAAUUGCAAGCCUACACUCAAAUAAUCAGCCUGCCUCAUCUGUUAAGAGACCAACCUGGUGGCCCUUUGAGAUUUCUCCUGGUACUUUAGCUUUUGCUGUUUUAUGGCCCUUCGUUGCCCAGUGGCUGAUGCAUGUAUACCUUCAAAGAAGGAGAAGAAAACAGAUCUGAAGGUUCAAUUUCAGAUUUUACAUAAAGACUGCUAAUUUGGAGAUAUUCUGGAAAGUGAAAUAAUACCCACAAGAACUGCAGGCUCUGGGAUGUCUAAAUCUUCUUUCUGGUUUUUGUUUUGCUAUCUUCCUUUUGCACUACUGAAAAUAACAUACUUGAAUUAACUAUCUCUCUCAAUAAACUAAGACCUAGGUGUCCUAGUACUCUAGAAUAAAUACAACUAUCCCAUUGAGUAAUCACAUGAAAUUGUUUCAGAAUGUACUUUUGAUGAAGUCUAUAGAGUUAAAAGGGUCUUAUUGCAAGUCUGAGAUACUCAUUCUAUCUUUGGAGAAAGGAAAGGGUUCCUUGAAUGAAUGUAAAAUAAUAUGUAAAUUGUUACUUCAGUACUUAUUUUAUAAUGUAAGACUUUCCAUGUAGCAUAGAAAAUAUGCAACAGACAGGAAAUGCAAGUCUAGAACAGUUAAAGUAGUUGGAUUGUAUGAUGGCACUUAUCACUGUAUAGUUCUGAGGGGUUUAAUUUAUAAUUACUGCUACCUAGAUGGGGUAGCUUUUUAGUAAAUAAAGUAAAACCAAAUGUUUGAGGUUCUGGAAUAUACUGCAUGGGUAUCAUCACCACUCUAUUUUAACAGUUAGUUGCCAAGCAUCCCAACAUGUUAAAAUAGCCCACUGAGUUUGUAUAUAUGGCAUACAAGAUUCAAAUAAGUCUAGUACAGAAGAUGCAGCACAGAGAAAGAAUGACCAGGGCGCUUUAAGCCACAUUGUAACAGCAGGACUUGAGUGCACAGUUAAUAUUAUACCCCAUUGAUUUUGAUAUAACUGGCAGUGAAACAAUUUCAGUUUUAGCUGAGCUAAUCUUUGUACAGAAGAUGCUCAAAAUGCAUGUUAAAACUAUCAUGUUAAAACUAUCAAUACAUUGCCAUUUCAGGAAACAGUUUGGCAUUGGCACCAUGCAGAUGGCGCCUGCAUCCACUUAGGAUUUCUGAACAGCACUUCCUUACUCAGCCUACCUUUUGUGGCCUAGGCCCCACUCACAAAUCAUGUAUACAGACAGGCAGCAAACAUCUACUUCUCACUGGGGUUGCAAACCUCUAACUGGAAAGCUUGGUGAAGGCUCACAUUGAAUUUUCUCUGUACCAACAAUUACUUACAGGUGGAAAACUAAUGUUAGAAGUUUAGGCUAAAACACUUCUCCCCGUGUGGAGGCAUUUUUAAAAAGAAAUAGGGACAAAUAUUUAAUCUUGAGCACUCAUAUGUACUUUCUUGAAGUAGUAUGGUUACCAUGAGUAAAUCUUCCAAGCUUCAGUUGCCAGCUGUUGAAGGGAAAUUGGGCGCUUGUCUCAGGCCAAGCAUAUGUAACAGAUGCUUUGUACUGUCAGUUUCGAGCACCAUCUGUAUGUGGGAGCACAUGUGGAUACUCUGUAAGGCAGCAGCUAGCACACCGUCUUCUGUGUUUGCAGUUUGCUGGGUUCAGCCAUUAAAAAAAAAAACUAUAGGGUAAUAGUUGAAAAGUUUUACCUUCCUAAUUUAUGUGGCCUUUCCCACUUCCAUCUGUGGGUUAUCUUUCUGGUAAAAAUACUCAAGACAAUUUCAGCACCGUUACUUCAUUUCUACUUUUACUGUAUGUAUUAGAAACAUAAUUGACUAGAAGUCUGUUAAGUCUAGAAUUUCUAACAAUAUGAUUGGAAAGAAUCUUUCUAUGGAGAGGGGGAAGACAGUGGGCAAAGGCUAAUUGUGUGUGUGUGUGAUGUAAAAAUUAGCUUAAAGUGACUGCUUCUCAGUUUUAUGGUAAAAAGGAAGAAAAAUAACUUACGUGAAAAUAGAGGUACAACACUGAAGCUGCUUGCUGUACAGUUAAUUAACCUACUUCUGAGUAAGUAUAUUUUAGAUUGCGAUAUGCUUUGCACUGUAUAAUUCUUCAGAGUGUUACAUCACAAGAAGCUCAUGGAUUUGAAGAGAGCCUUUAUAUCUGUUAUAUGCUGUAUAAAUAGUGUAAUUACAGGAGUGAAAAGCUUCUGCCUUGUUAAAUUGAACAUAAUUUUAAAGUUUACUUCAAGAAUUAGCUCAUAUUAAUCUAUUGUAAAUAGCAUUUAUCAAAUAAAGAAUAGGUGUAUAUUGCCUGAAAAUA